This is a messenger RNA of Parasteatoda tepidariorum (common house spider), 549 nucleotides long. Lineage: Eukaryota; Metazoa; Arthropoda; Arachnida; Araneae; Theridiidae. The record is from RefSeq and is a predicted model, not a curated record.
AUUUUCUGGUAAAUUAUAAAUAAUAUUUCCAACUUAUAAAAUUGUAUUUAUAAUUUCUUUCUGUUUAAAAACGAAAUCGAAUUAAUCUUUAUACUUUAACUGUUCACCAUUCUUCUUCAAACUCAGCGUUUAUUGAAGAUGGAUAGCGAAAAGAAGAAGAAUUAUAUCGAAGGCUGCGAUGAGAUAGACGAAAUUGAAAGCAAACCCAAGGACCUUGAUUCGAAAUCUCUUCGGCCUUCUAGUUCUUCCAAAUCACAAAUUGGCGACGAUGCAGAAAAAACCUUUGAUGUGGAUGAAUUUAUUGAAAGCGCUUGCGGUUUGAGAUCAGAUCCGAUGCCACUAUUGAUGGCAGAACAGCCAAACUCUUCAGAAAGGGACAGCGUUACAGAUUCACCAAACUGCAGACCAGGUGUCAAGAAAACAAGUGUAAUGUUGGAUGAAAGCGUCAUGGCGUCGUGGCUCUCUGAAAGCAGUUCAGAUAGCCAUUGGAGCAUAGAUCAAGAAGAUAAUGAUAGACAAAAGCUACGUGCUGAAGAUGAAAGGCAUUAG